Phragmites australis (common reed) is the source of this 2984-nucleotide messenger RNA. Its product is annotated as protein PLASTID MOVEMENT IMPAIRED 1-like. The transcript has a single exon. Lineage: Eukaryota; Viridiplantae; Streptophyta; Magnoliopsida; Poales; Poaceae. Bases 237 to 2699 code for a protein of 820 amino acids. The record is from RefSeq and is a predicted model, not a curated record.
GGACCACUGAAAAUUGCCAGAAUACAGUUAGGUCGUCAGGUGAUCUUUCUGUCACAGCGGAGUGGUGUGGUGGUAGGUACGCCUUCGGUUUUCAACCCGCGUUGGCGCCAACACGGCAGCGUUAAAAGGUACCGGGUACUAGCUAGUAGCUAGCGCGGGCGCGCCACGAGUUCUUGGUCCAGCUCAAGGAAGGGGAGCGAAGAGUGAGUACGUACUAGCGAGUGUGAGGUGUUGGCAUGGCCGGAUCGGGCGGCGAGCCGGUUCCGGCGGGCUCCGGCACUGGCCUGAGCGACUACCUCGACCAGCCCAACGCCAUCCACCGGCGCGCCACGUCUCUCGCCAUCGUGCGCUCCGGGGCGGCGAGGGAUGGCCCACUCGUCGUUGAUGGAUCCGGAAGGGAGGACCCGAGGGCGCGCUCGUCGCGCCGCCUCUCGCUGUCCUCGUGGCGUGGGGCUCGUUCUAGGGUUCCGGCCGGCGAGACGGUGGCGGCCGUUGUGGAUUCGAGGAGCCCGGGCGCCGGCACGGAGGCGGAGGGUGGCAAGAAGAAGGGGUCGUCGGCAUGGAGGAGCUGGAAGCCGGUGCGCGCGCUCUCGCACCUCGGGAAGCGCCGCGCGGGGUGCCUGUUCUCGAUCGAGGUCGCCGCCGUCCGCGGCGUGCCGGCCUCCAUGGAGGGGCUCCGCCUCGCCGUCACCGUCCGCAAGGCGGAGACCAAGGACGGCGCGGUGCAGACCAUGCCGUGCCGGGUGCACGAGGGCGCCGCAGACUUCGACGAGACGCUGUUCGUCAGAUGCAACCUCUACUUCACCGGCGGCGCGGGCACCGGGAAGCCGCUGAAGCUCGUGCCGCGGAGGUUCGUCGUGUCUGUCGUCGCCAUCGAGGCACGGGCCGUCCGCCUGGGGACGCACACCGUCGACGUGAGCGAGCUCGUGCUCGACUCCGUCGAGAAGAGCUCCGAGGGACGCCGCGUCAGGUGGUUCGACAAGACGUUUGCACUCUCCGGCAAGGCGGCCGGCGGCGAGCUGAUGCUCAAGCUGGGGUUUCAGCUCAUGGAGGACGCAGGGCUCAGCCUCUACACGCAAGCGGAGGACAGUGACGUGUCUCCGGCCGGUCGUGCCAGGGCUCACACCAAGAACUCAUUCAGUAUCUCGAGUACGCCCAAGCUUUCAGCGUCCGACGCUGCCAUCUCACCUUCCAUGAGAGCUUACAAGCAGCUCGUUGACAGGCUUCGAAUCGACGAGAAUGGAGACCCUGUAAGGUAUCCGAUACCUCGGAAGCCCGGCGACGAUGAGCUUUCCAUAGCCACCACCGACGCCGGGGAUUUGUCCAACCUCCAGGAGUACGAAGUGGUGGAGAAGGGCGUAGAGACGGUCAAAGAAGUUGUGCAUUAUCAGGCUCACCGCGACGUGUUACGGGAGCUCGACUCCAUUGCCGAGCAGAUAGAGGCCAUCGAGGCGCUGAUGACCAAUGGCGGGAAGAAGUCGCCAAAGGCGGUGGACCAGCAGCAGCGCCUCGACGCGGAUGAAGAGAUGGUGACGGUGGAGUUCCUUAGAAAGCUUGAGGUGGACGAUGACAAGAUGAAGCUCAAGCAGCCCGUGACUCCAAGAAGCGUGUCGCCGGGGAAGGCGGCGACGCCGCCAGUGGUGCCGGACUUGGGACGGGGAAUUGGCCCCGUGGUGCAAACGCGAGACGGUGGGUUCCUGGUCUCCACGAACCCGUUCGACUUACCCCUGGCGAGCAAAGACGGACCUCCGAAGCUCGCCAUGCAGAUGUCCAGGCCGUUCGUGCUGCCGGGCUCCAUGGCCGCGACCGGUUUCGACGUGCUCCAGAAGAUGGCGGCUGCAGGCGGCGCCGACGAGGUGCGCGACAAGGUGGCGUCGCUCGGGGGCAUGGACAAUCUCACGGGGAAGGCGCCCGAGCAGGUGGGUUUCGAGGGCAUCGCGGAGGCGGUCAUCGGCGGGCGGCGUACCGAGGGCGCGAGCUCGAGCGCGGCGCGGUCCGUGCGGCUCGUCCGGAAGCUCGCCAGCGCCGUGUACGAGGGCCGGAGCGAGCGCGUCGCCACUGGCAUCUGGAGCGCGGGGGACGACCCGGAGACGCUGGAGGAGGUGCUCGCCUUCUCCCUGCAGAAGCUGGAGGCGAUGGCCGUGGACGCCCUCGCGGUCCAGGCCGAGAUGGCCGACGAGGACGCGCCGUUCGAGGUGGCGGCGGCCGCGGGUGACACGAGCGUUUUCGACUCGCUGGUGCCCUCCGAAGAGUGGUCCGAGUCCAGCGGCUCGGAUGGCCGCGUCACGCUGGUGGUGUCCCUCCAGCUGCGCGACCCGUCGCGGCGCUACGAGGCGGUGGGCGCACCGAUGGUCGCCGUCGUGCAGUCGGCCAGGCUGCUGGGCGCGUCCGGCCACAGCGCUGGGAGGUUCAAGGUGCGGAGUCUGCACGUCGGCGGCGUGCAGAUGAGGUGCCCCCCGUCCGGAGCCGGCGGGAGCGCGAGCUGGGGCGCGGAGAGGCAGAAGCUGACAGCGAUGCAGUGGAUGCUCGCCCACGGGCCGGCCCGCGCAGGCAAGCGAGCGACGAUGCCGUCGGCGCAGGCGAGGGAGAGGGUGCAGCGUCCCGACGUCGUGUGGAGCCUGUCGUCGAGGGUGCUCGCCGGGAUGUGGCUCAAGACGGUGCGCAACCCGGACGUGAGAAUCGGCGCCUGCGGCAGGUGAGAUCAUCUGCAGACUGCAUUGCGAGGACGUGCAUGGGCGCGUUGUGCUUGAUUUCAUGGUAUCUUUCUAGAUUCCAGAGGUAUAUAUACGCAGACGUGCAAGAUCAGUGUUGUAGAAUUGUCAGUGUGUGUAGUAGCAUUAUUGUUUCAGAUCGUCAUGUGAUCAUUCAUGUUGCUAUGGCUUGGAUCAAAGCCUAAAUAGUAAUCGAUUUGAUAGGAGAUUGUUUACUAAUCCGGAAUUUUAAAAACUUUGGACUUUGUAGGAAGUUUUGGCUCCUUUUCCUGA